CGAUUUGUUUUGAUCGGCAAACGUUUGCUGGUCGACAAGUGGCGAUCACUUAUCAUCACUUCNCUAAGAAGAAGCACGUUACCCGCGAGGUGGUCGACAAUUACGAGUUUCCCGAGGAGAAUCAGGAGAUUGUUCAGGUUCUUCGUGGCUGUGGCAAUAAUUUGCAUGAAGUAGUCACCGCCACCGGUGAACAGUACCUCGUGUCGAUGCCCACCAAAUUCAGACGAUCUAUCUGGAUAAAGAGAGGGGACUACUGCGUGGUGACGCCAAUCGAAGAGGGCAACAAAGUGCGAGCCGAAAUUACGACCAUUCUACUGAAGGAGCAGAUUCGCUACUUCAAAGAGCACAAUCGGUGGCCGAAGGAGUUUAAGGACGACCACCUGGAGAUGACGAGGCCAGAAGAUGACGCCAAAAUAGGAGAUAACUCUGCCGAAGAGGAGGAAGAGGAAGAGGAGGACAGUGAUUCAGAUCUCGAGGAUGAUCUUGUGCCGAAUACGAAUCGAGUUUACUUUGACGAAUCGUCAGAAGAAGAAGAAGAUGAAGAGGACGAGGAAGAUUCUGAGGAUGAAGAGGAUGAAGAGGAGGAAAAAGUUGAAGAUAAACCCGAUCAACAGGACCAAAAGAAGAAGCAGAAGGAAACCCUAGAUACCUAG
Rhagoletis zephyria (snowberry fruit fly) is the source of this 653-nucleotide messenger RNA. RefSeq names its product probable RNA-binding protein EIF1AD. Gene Ontology annotation, cellular component: nucleus. The record is from RefSeq and is a predicted model, not a curated record. NCBI's taxonomy places the organism in Eukaryota, Metazoa, Arthropoda, Insecta, Diptera, Tephritidae. Gene Ontology annotation, molecular function: translation initiation factor activity; RNA binding. Gene Ontology annotation, biological process: translational initiation.